Molecule: messenger RNA, 2414 nt
Organism: Tachysurus vachellii
Lineage: Eukaryota; Metazoa; Chordata; Actinopteri; Siluriformes; Bagridae
Gene: uck2a
Product: uridine-cytidine kinase 2a
Exons: 7
Coding region: 65-856 (263 amino acids)
Cellular component (GO): cytoplasm; cytosol
Molecular function (GO): ATP binding; kinase activity
Source: RefSeq, a predicted model, not a curated record
AGGAGGAGCGCUCGGUGUUGGUUUGCUCGGAGCGGCGCUGAUCGUGUUCACACUGACCGGCAGCAUGGCAGGAGAAAGCGAGGCCGAUCUGGAGCACCGUGAUCCCGAGCACACACACACCAUCCGACAGCCUUUCCUCAUCGGGGUGGCGGGGGGCACCGCCAGCGGAAAGUCAUCUGUAUGUGGGAAGAUUAUGGAGCUUCUUGGCCAAAAUAAAAUUGACCAUCACCAAAGGCAGGUUGCCAUCCUGAGUCAGGACAGUUUCUACAAGGUGCUUACUCCAGAACAGAAGGCCAAAGCUCUUAAAGGACAAUUCAACUUUGAUCACCCAGAUGCAUUCGAUAAUGAGUUAAUAAUUAAGACUCUGUGGGACAUCAUGGAGGGAAGAACAGUUCACAUCCCAGUCUAUGACUUUGUAACCCAUUCCAGGAAGAAGGAAACAGUGACAGUGUACCCAGCUGACGUGGUGCUCUUCGAGGGGAUUCUUAUGUUCUACUCUCAGGAGAUCCGGGAUUUAUUUCAGAUGAAGCUGUUUGUGGACACAGAUGCUGAUACACGACUCUCACGCAGAGUCUUGCGAGACAUCAGUGAGCGAGGACGGGAUCUGGAGCAGGUCUUAACUCAAUAUAUCACAUUUGUGAAGCCUGCUUUUGAAGAGUUCUGCCUUCCAACAAAAAAGUAUGCUGAUGUGAUCAUACCGAGGGGAGCUGAUAAUCUAGUUGCCAUUAAUCUGAUAGUGCAGCACAUCCAGGACAUUCUGAAUGGUGGCUUGACCAAACGACUGAACGGUUGUCUUAAUGGCCACACAACUCCUCGCAAGAGGCAGCCAUCAGAGUCAAGUAGCAGGCCACACUGAUAUGCCCUACAAGAGAACUACAGAAGAGUGGCAAUGGAAAAGGGACUUGAAGGAUAGUUGUGUGUGUAUAUACUGACAAUUUGCAAACUGUAUUUAAAAAGAAAAACAAUUCAAGAAAUGCCUUCUUUGACUUGCUACAGUGUUACUGUUUUGUUUUUUGAAUGACUGCUGCACUUAUUUGUGAGGGGAAAAAAGGUUCCUUGCUGCAAAAACUUGGUCAAAGCUAUACUUCCUGUUAUUAUUCUUCCUGCUGUUAACUUGUGCAGAUUUUAUCCAUCUGGCCCCAGAUUAUGUGUUUCAUAAAAAAUAAUGAGUAUGGGUGACUUAAAGUGAAUUUGCCAAAGGGACAUAGCUGGUAAAGACAUGCACUGACUUUUAUGACUUUAAUAGAACUAAGAAAUCAUAUUUUCAAGGUUAAAGUACAACUUCUGCCUCUUUGUAGUAUUAUUGCCUCCAGAGCAUUUCAGCUCAUUUGCUGUAUGUUAGAGCUUGUUCCAAGAGACCCGUGACUUGAUUCUGAAUGAGGGAUAUGUUUUUUUAAUCCUUCAUUUUUGGUAACAUCUAUCUUCAUGAUAAGUAGGUCAGGCCUUAUAUUGUAUCCUGUACUGUAAAAUAGAGCUCAGUGACAUGUUAUGAACAGUAUGUGAACAUAACAGAGAUAGUUGUGUGUAAGCAAAAAAAAAAAAAAAAGGUUGUGGAUGUUCUCCAGGUCCUAUGCAGUAUGUUGAAAGACAGAUUCUUUUAAUACAUCUUAAAGUAUAUGCAGAUUCAGCAAAUAAACCAAGAUCUUGGGUGGCUCUUCUGUACUUUAUUCGAUGUAGUGUUUUCAGACCUUUUAACAACAUUCAGAGGCAGAUGAUAAAUUGCAAAUAUAUUCAUUUUAUUUAACAGAAUUUCUUUCUUUCAGAUAAUUCAGUUCUUUUUUGUCAGCGGCAAACAUUAAGCACAUAUGAUGGCACUCAGUAUGUAUUUUUUUUUGUACCACAGAAACUAUUUUGUCAUUUUUGCUUAAGGAAAUAGUAGCUUCAGUUUUCUUUCUAACUCAGGAUCUCAUGUUUAUGCAUGGGAUUUAUGCAGGGACUUAUGCAUUGGACAAGUGACUUUACUUAUUUUUUUUAUAAGGGCUCAUCAAUACUGAACCUCUUCUAAGAGUAUAAUCUUGUCCUGACUAACAGACUUUGUAUCUCUAAUAUUUGUUUAAUAUUUAUUAUUUUUCAGAGUCACAUUAUUCUCAGAAAUGAAUCAAUACUGUAGAUGUUUUUGCAUUGUCCUUUGUGUCCUGGCAUACACUUCUUUGACUUUUUUCCUGCUACACAUUUUACAUCUACACUGCUGCUGUGGUACAGGGUAAUUGUUAAAUAGUUGAGUAGUGUAAUUUAAGUGUAUUAUCAAAAUAGGUUGUUUGUAAGCCAGUGAAUUUAUAUUUAAUUGUUAAUUUAGGAGAAUGCAGUCAAAUAAAAAAAUGCACCCUGCUCUCAGGGAUAAAUAGAGAAUUGUUCAUUUGUGGCGUUAAAAGGCCUAUUUGGUCUUUCCCUAAUAAAUACGAGUUUUUUGACAA